This is a messenger RNA of Thamnophis elegans (Western terrestrial garter snake), 6585 nucleotides long. It is a transcript of the gene GPR179, whose product is annotated as G protein-coupled receptor 179. Bases 1 to 6585 code for a protein of 2194 amino acids. Gene Ontology annotation, cellular component: membrane. Gene Ontology annotation, biological process: G protein-coupled receptor signaling pathway. Gene Ontology annotation, molecular function: G protein-coupled receptor activity. The record is from RefSeq and is a predicted model, not a curated record. NCBI's taxonomy places the organism in Eukaryota, Metazoa, Chordata, Lepidosauria, Squamata, Natricidae. The transcript has 11 exons.
AUGGAGACUUGUCGUCUUGGACUUCUUCUUUGGUGCUUCUAUCUCAAACUCUUACAGGCAGCUGAAAUCUUCCAACAACAACAGCAAUCAGCUCCACUCAAAGCCAGGACACCAAAAACGAAGGAGUGGAUGCCUUCAUCUUCAUCUUUUUUGGUCUCAUCUUUCACUUGGGUGCCUACCCUUAAUUUGAAUAAGGCUGAACCUGAGGGAUCGGAGCCAGCAAUGGCCUUCCUGUACUCUGGAGAUGCCCUGAGCCUCUCACAAGCCAACUGUACCCAGAGAUUUGAAAUGAGGGCUUUAGUGAAGGACUCUCGCCCUCCACCAGCCUUACAUUCCUAUCUACGCAGUGCUACUGACACCUUGACCCAUGCAACCAAUUUCCUCAAUAUGGUCUUUCAGACUAAUGACAUUCGGGAAUCCAGUGUGAAAGAGGAUGUAGAAUGGUACCAUGCCUUGGUGAGAAGUGUUAUAGAAGGGGAUUCUCAAGUUUACCGAGCCAUAUUGACUUUUGAUGCUCAUCCUUUGUCUUCCAAGCCCCAGUUGAUACUUCAAGCCACGAAGGGGAAUAAUGAGAUCUUACUUCAAGAUCUUUCUGCCUUUUCAGAGAAUCUAAGGAAUCUAACUUGGGAAAAUGAGUGGUACAAUUUCUUUAGGUUACAACGGACUCCACCGCUUUAUAAGAGAAUUCUCAGCAAUGACCUUAAGACGCUAGACACCCCCAAAUGGAGCCAAGGGGAUAGUUAUGUGAUGGAUCAGGGCUAUAUCAAAUGGUCUCCACCUUUCCUGGAAUGUGAAGAUGGAAAAUUCUUGCCCACCUGGAUGGUUACACUCUCCUCUUCGUUCUAUGGCCUCAAACCCGACCUCAAUCCAGAAUUCAAAGGGGUCAUGAGGCUGGAUGUUAAAAUCCAAAAUGUUGAUAUAAACCAGUGUGCCACUAACGGAGGAUGGUUUGCAAACACACAUCAGUGUGAUCUCAACAGCACCCAGUGUAUCCCACAGGAAAACCAUGGAUUUAUCCUUGGAAAAUAUAGUUGUCUUUGCAAACCAGGUUACUAUGGAGGACAGAGAACUGCCGCUUCCCAUCUUUCUUCAAUCAGUAAAGGCUGGACUGGACAAAGUGCUUCCCAGUAUGGAGCAGUGAAUUCUGGGAAUUUGCUGCAAUGCCAUCCCUGUCAGGAAGGAUGCACCCCCUGUAUUGAUGGCAAACCAUGUCUGAUCCAGGAAGACUGGUCUCUACGGGCUAUUGUUCUUGCUUUCCAAGCCUUCUGUAUGCUGACAGUUUUCUUCAACAUGUUAAUUUCUUACCAUUAUAGGAAGAGCAAGAGGAUUCGGGCUUCAGGAGUUAUUCUUCUGGAGACAAUACUCUUUGGCUCACUCCUGCUCUAUUUUCCUGUCUUUAUCUUGUACUUCAAGCCAAGUAUCUUCCGCUGCAUUGUCCUGCGAUGGGUGCGCAUGCUGGGUUUUGCCAUUGUUUAUGGAACAAUCACUCUUAAACUGUAUAGGGUAUUAAAGAUCUUUCUGUCUCACGCGGCUCAGCGUGUCCCUUAUAUGACCAGUGGGCGAGUGCUAAAGAAACUGGCAUUGAUUCUCCUGUUGGUCCUUUGGUUUUUGGCUGCAUGGACAGUUGGGAUGCUGGAGAAUAUUGAGAAAAAUAUACCACUGGUAGUCCGUUCACAGACUCCUAGGGGCCUCCAGUUUUACAUCUGUGAUCAAGAUCGAUGGGAUUACAUGAUGGCUGUGGCUGAAAUGCUAUUCUUGUUUUGGGGAAGUUUUCUCUGCUAUACUUCUCGAACAAUCCCUUCUGCUUUCCAUGAACCUCGCUACAUGUGCAUUGCUGUUCACAAUGAGCUGAUAACUUCUACCGCUUUUCAUGUUAUGAGAUUUUUAAUGGUUCCUUCCCUGCAUCCUGACUGGACGCUACUACUGUUUUUCAUCCAUACUCAUGUCACUACCACAAUGACACUUGCACUUAUUUUCAUACCAAAGUUCCUGUAUGCAGGCUCACCCUUGAGAGAAGAAAUUGCUGCUGAGAUGUAUGAGGAUGAAUUGGAUAUUAGGCAUUCAGGAUCCUUCUUGAACAGCAGCAUCACCUCGGCAUGGAGUGAGCACAGCCUUGACCCCGAUGACAUUCGGGAUGAAUUGAAAAAGCUUUAUACCCAGCUACAAUUUCACAAGACCAAGAAGAUGACGGCCAACAACCCUCACCUUCAGAAGAAGAGAAGUUCAAAGAGGGGCUUAGGCCACACUUUGAUGAGACGUAUCACCGAGUUACCUGAAUCUAUGUCCCGCCAGUGUAGCAAAAAGGAAAAAAUUGGGUCUGUCAGUGGAAGAAGACAAAGUCAUUCUGGUUCCUAUAAGCAAAGAUGCUCGGAUUCCAGAAACCUGAGCAUGAAAUUGAAGGAGGGCUUAUCUCCCAAGCACAAAGUGGUCUUCCAAGCACAAGGUGGGAUUUCACUGAAGAAAUCUCAUAGUACCUAUGACCAACCGAGGGAUGUUAAGGCAAACAGUGAACUAACUAGAGAUGAUAGUUGCAAAGAAACUCCUUUGUUGGAUUCACGUAUGAGGAAAAAGCUAUCCAAGAAAGCCUCAGAGAAAUCUGACAAUGAGUCUGUUUUUUCAGCCACUCUGGUAUACAAAUCAGCUAGCGCUCAUGAUUUGUUGGCAGAUAAGAAAUCUCUGUAUCCCAAGUAUUACACUCUGCAGAAAUCCCUUAGUGUUGCCAGCAGUGAAAAAGAAAACACCUCACUGUUAACUAGAACAGCCAAUUUAGAAAAUACCGAUAAACCUGCUCAAGAGAAAGACAUAAGUGCAGUAAUGGAAGACACCAUGCCAGAAAGUGAAAAGUCCAGGCACACUGAAUUCAGUAAUGUAGUCUCAGAAAUUGAGGUGAAACAGCUGCAGAGAGAGGAUACAGCAAAAGGAAUUGAGAGACAUUUUCCGGAAGGCAAAAGCAUUAUAUGUCCAUGGGAAGCUGAGACGGACCCAUCACGACCACUAGAAAGCAGAGAUAGGAAGGAUGUAAUACCCGCUCCUAUCAGGAGCAUCAGUAUCAACAUUCCUGAUUUGCCUGAGAGAAGACCCCACACCAUUAAGAAGGUACCACCUGAACCACCCAUCAGGCAACAAAGUUUGAUUCACAACAUUGAAAGAUGUGUAGCUCGGUGGGAUGCUUACAAUCAGAAGGAACAUCCUUCUCAGUCUCCUGAAAAAGGACCCCCAAAUAUUCCAGUGUUAGUAAACACAUAUCUAACAGAAACAGAAGAGGGUUCUUCAUUAAAACCUGACAUGGAAAAGACUACGCAAGGAGAAGAUAAGGUGCCAUCUUCUUCUCGAGUGGAAUUAACCAGGCUAGCCUCCUUUGCUGCCGACGUUUGCCCUUGGGAGGUUAUGGAAAUGCCCAUUCCAAGCAAGAAAGACCUAGAGGUGAGCGAUUCAGGUAAUCAAAACAGCUCUCCUGAGAAACAAUCACAAACUAUCAUUCCCAAAAGCUCCAUAAAAAGCUUAGGUAUAGCCAUUAAAGCAUUCAACCAUUCAAAGUUAAAGGGAAGCAUAAGUUCCAGAAAGAACAGUGAGAGCAGCGAAGCCAAAAAUGAGAAAGACAUCAGUGGAAAGCCCAAGUUGGCAGAAACAGCUUUAAUCCCUGCUGAAAGAUCAUCAAGACAAGAAGUACCCUCUAGGAGUCCUGAAUAUAGCAGGGCAAAGCAAAUCAGCAAACAAGCAACUAUCUGCCCUUGGGAUGAGGAAGAAGAAGCUUCUCCUAGCUCACAUAAAAAUAAUUUAAAUAGAAACCUUGAGUUAUGCCCUUGGGAGAUGAAGGAAGAUAUUGAGGAUAGAGUGUGUAAUCUACCAGCAACAGUUUCCAAAGGUGCUAAGGAGAUCUCCCCUGACAGAUUGGAAAAGACCAAGAACCAAUGGGGAUCUAUGUGUCUCAGAGAGGGACUAGAGGAUGAAAACAGAGAGAAUAAAACUUCCGACCUCUUGUCAUUGGUUUCAAAAACAGACAGGAAGGCUGAAAUUUGUCCCUGGGAAAUCAGUGAACCAAAACUAAAAAUUGAAGUAAGUCCCCGGGAAAACAAUGAUCCCUCAACAUCAGAAAGCAGGCUUAAAGGGAAUGUAACUGAGGUUUCCAGAGAUGAGAAAAAAGGAACUGGAGAAGAAGCAUUUGUGAAAGAGAACAAUCAGAAUAGGGAAUCUAUUUGUCCAUGGGAGAACAUAGUCGGGGAAGAUGUAUUGAUCAAGUCUACAUCCAGGACCCUCAGUCUUUCCAAACUCACCUCAGGGAGUUCAGAAAGCCUGGAAAACCGAAAGACAACAGUUUGCCCCUGGGAAGCUGAAGGCACUGAAACUGCUAAUAAAGCAGAAAUCUGUCCCUGGGAAAUGUUGGCGCCUUCCAAUCAGGAUACAGAAAGAGCAACCAAGAAGGCUGUAGCCAUUGGAUCUAAGUCUCCAGAAAAGGCACAUAGCUCACAAGAGACAAGUAAUCUUUGUGAAAUCUUGAAUGCUGGUCAAUUGUCAUCUGAGUCAAAUGUUAAAGGCCUAAGCUCCCCCAGAUCUGGCAGUGCAGAAAACAUAUUGGCAGAAGUAUGUCCUUGGGAAAGUGUGGAUAGUCCUAAGAUUAUUUUACAGAAAGAAACAAGUCCUUAUAAAAUGUUAGAAAAGGUAAGCAGUCUCCAGGAAGCUGUCUGCCCAUGGGAGAGUGUUGAUCCCAGUAUACCUUCCAAAAUCCCUUCAAAUAACUUUGAUAGCACAGAAAACUUAAAGGCAGAAGUCUGUCCUUGGGAAAUGACCAAAGAAAAUGUUUCCAAAGCAGAUGAGGGCUGCAAAAGUACUUCUCCAGUGAGUUUCUCCAAAACAACUGCAAAUCUGAGCAAUUUACAGGAAGAUGUCUGUCCAUGGGAUAGCAGAGAGCUUCAGCAACUUUCACCAAGAUCUGGUGACCAAAGUCUGCCUCCGUACGAUAGUGGCUUAAAGAAAUCUGAUAGUAUUAAAAGUGUAAAGGUAGAUGUUUGCCCAUGGGAAACCUCAGAAGAGGUGAAGAUAUCUCCAUGGACUGAAGCCAUGCGCUCAUUAAAAACAAAAAAGCAAGUCUCAGCUGUGCUUUGCAAAGAGAAGGAAGGCAAUGCACUUAAAAGUCCAAGCUCCAAUAAAGCUUGGAGAGAAGCAGCAUUUAAAAAAAUUAAGCUAUCAAGAAGUAAUCAAGGAUCUAUUUUUCCCUCAGGAAGUAUGAUCACUGAAGAACCAACUACAAAAAGCAGUCAAAAUCCACAUCUAUUGCAAGUUAGUUCUAAAAAUACUGGAAGUGUUGAGGGUGUGAAGGCAGAGAUUUGUCCGUGGGAUUUCCAGGAGCAUCAGACAGAUGCUAAGAUUGAAGGACCACCAGAUGAAAGUACCUUUAGAAAGGAGUCAGACCAGAUUUUCAAUUAUAAAACAGAUACAAAACCUUUAAUAAGGCAGAUAAAGAGACAAGAGGAAGUAAGCAGCCCACAAGAAUCUAUUUGUCCUUGGGAGAGCAUGGCACAAAGAAGCAGCCAAAGCCCAACAUUGGCCAAAGAUGGUUCAAUGAAAUCAGAGAAUGCUGAAAGAGCAGAGAUAUGUCCUUGGGAAGUUGAGGAUGAGGAAUCCAGUGGCAAGACUGAUCUCAUGGAAACAGAGCCUACAUCUAGCAGUAAUACAAUAGUAACACAGGAUAUCAGUGGAGUUUCAAAAUGCAAUAUGCUGACAAGCCCAAGCUUAAAGAAAGUCUGGAUAGAUAUGUCAGCUAAAGUAUUCAAGUCACAUAGUCAGCAAGCUACAAUUUCUUCCCAGAAAAAUAUUGACACACUCUCAUUAACACCCAACAGUAAAAGCUUAGACCUGUCCAUCAAACCUGACAAUACUAAAAGCCUAAAAACAGAAUUUGGGGAAAUGCAGGCGGCUGGAGCUACUAUGAAAGCUGAAGUAUGUCCCUGGGAAGUUACUGAAGCUCCACUGGAGAAGGAGACCUCAAGGGAAGCUUCCAAAGAGAAUGUGAAAACAGAUUCAAGAAGCUCUGUUGAAACACAGGAAACUCUGGAGGAAAGUAGCAAUUCUCUACAGUCUGAUUUAAAUGCUGCAGGCAUCGAGGUAGCCAGCACUUCUUCAAAGACGUUUGUUGGUUCAGAAAAUAUGGAGACCUCCCUUCAAGAAGCCAAACAGUCAGAGACAUUCAGUAAGAGAGAGAUUUGUCCAUGGGAAGCAGAAACAGAGGUACCAGCAAACACUGGGGAAAUAACCCAAAGCGCGCACAUGGCUGGGCACAUGUCUUUGAGCCACAGUCUUCCAAGGGCACAGUCUGAAGGUACAAACAAGAUCCUUUCAUCAGGAAGCAGAGAGGACAUUUUCAUAGACAACACUUUCUCUUCGGAAGCAGAGAAAGAUUCUACACUGACCAAAACUUACUCUGCAAAAAAUGAAAAAGGCUCGGAAGCCUGCUUAGGAGAGACAGAAGAAGUCAGUUCUGUGCCUGCUGUGGUAGCCCAAAGCAAAACAGAGGAGAAACCAGAGGCUCAGGAAGCAGAAGAUCCUAGCAAAAUCACAUCAAGUAUCUGUCCUUGGGAUUUCAAUUGA